Musa acuminata subsp. malaccensis (wild Malaysian banana) is the source of this 2209-nucleotide messenger RNA. RefSeq lists its product as uncharacterized. Gene Ontology annotation, molecular function: protein binding. NCBI's taxonomy places the organism in Eukaryota, Viridiplantae, Streptophyta, Magnoliopsida, Zingiberales, Musaceae. The record is from RefSeq and is a predicted model, not a curated record.
CCACCUUCCAUAAACGAAGGUAGAUCGAAGAAAAGGAGGAGAGAGUCGGAGGAAGCCAAAAAGCUCACCUAUGACUGAUCACGCUUCCUUAACGUCCUCCGCCGCCGCCGCAGCAGCAGCAGCAGAAGAUGAUGGCGAUGAGUCUCCCAGGUCGCCGGCCGAGAGCCUCGACCUCAUCCUCCACCGCCUCCUCCCUUUCCUCCUCGCUGCCGCACUCUCCGCACGGUCCCUCGUCGGCCGGUGGCGCUUGCUUCACUCCAAGCUCUCACUCCUCCUCUCCGCCCUCGUCGACUCCUCGGCCUCCCCCCACUGGCCCUCCAACCCGCUCUUCCGCGACCACCUCCUCCCCGCCCUCCGCUCCACCCUCCGCGACCUCCUCUCCCUCUCGGAUCGCUGCCUCGAUCCUUCUCUCCCCGGAGGCAAACUCCGACUUCAGAGCGACCUCGACAUCGCCGCCUCGGCCCUCUCCCUCCACCUCCACGACCUCAAUCUCCUCCUCCGUUCCGGUCUCCUCCACCACGACUCCUCCCACUCCGACCCCGAUUCGGCGGCUGCCAUCGUCCUACCGGUCCCCGGCCCCUCCGCCUCCCGCGCCGAGCUUGCCCUCUUCGUCCGCGACGUCUUUGCCCGCCUCCAGAUCGGCACGCUCGACCUCAAGCACAAGGCCCUCGACUCCCUCCUGGACCUCCUCGCCGCCGAUCCUGCCAAGGUCUCCCGCCUCGUCGUCGACGAGGGCGACCUGCCCUCCCUGCUCCGCCUCCUCGACCCCUCCGCCCACUCCCUCCUCCGCGACCGCGCCGUCGCCGCCAUCUCCCACCUCGCCACCGCCUCCGACGCUUCCCGCCACGCCGUCUUCGAGGAGGGCGCCCUCGGCCCCCUCCUCCGCCUCCUCGACUCUGGACCCGCCGCCCUGAAAGAGCGCGCCGUUGCCGCGAUCCACGCCAUGACCGCCGACCGCGCAUGCGCCUGGGCCGUCUCCGCCUACGGCGGCGUGUCGAUCCUCGUCGCCGCCUGCCACACCGGAUCCGGCUCGCCCGCCGUGCAAGCCCUCGCCGCCGGAUCCCUCAAGAACGUGGCUGUCAUCGAGGACAGUAGGGCCUCCAUGGCGGAGGACGGCGCCGUUCCGGUCCUCGUCGACCUUCUUGUCUCCGGGAAUCUCGAAGCCCAAAAGAAUGCCGCCCUCUGCCUCGCCUCCCUCGCCGUGAUGGGCGGCUCCGAGAUCCGCGCCGCCAUCCUCCAAGAGGGUGGCCUACGCCGUCUCCUCCAGUUUCUCCGCGACGCAUCGGACCCGGAGGCCAUAGAUCACGCCCUGAGAGCGAUCAGCGCCCUCUCCGCCUCUCCCGCCGCCGCCAAGCUCCUCUCUUCGUCCCCAUCUUUCUUCGCCCAACUGACGGAUCUGAUAAAGCGCGGGAGCCUCGCGAGCCAGCAGACAGCGGCGUCCCUGGUCUCCGAUCUCGCCCCAGGCGAAGUCAUCAAGCGAUCCGUAGCGGAGUCGAUACCGGCGCUGGUCAAGAUGAUGGAGUGCUCGAAGCUGGGGAGCGCGCAGCAGGCGGCGGCGGGGGCUCUGACGUCGUUGCUGGCGGUGCCGUCGAAUCGGAGGGAGCUGUCGAGGGACGAAAAGAGCGUGACGAGGUUGGUGCAGAUGCUGGACCCGAGGAACGAUGCAGUCGGGAAGCAGCUCCCGGUGGCGGUUGUGCUCGCAAUGACGGCCGGCCGUGGCGGCGCUCGGAAGCGGAUCGGGGAGGCCGGGGCAUGCCAUCAUUUGCAGAAGCUGGUGGAGGCCGACGUCCCCGGGGCCAAGAAGGCGUUGCAGCGGAUCUCCGGCGGUCGGCUCAAGCAGUUGUUCUCCAUCGGGUGGCCUCAUUGACGAUUAGGCCCCCCAAAUCUAGCCAUCAAAGGUUAUUAAUGGCGGGAAUGGAAAGGUGAAGAAUAAGAGAGAAGCAAAGGAAAAAAAAGGUAUGUGUGUGUAUGUGUUUUAUUAUUGCAAAUAGAGUAUAAUGAGCCAUUGGAUAGAGGUUAGGUACAGUGACGACAAGAAGCAUGCAUGCCAUGGAUGCGGAGUUUUAGGUGUAUCCUUGUGCUAUUUGUUCUGCUAGAUUUUGUUGCGUUUAUUAUUAGAUUCUCUCUCUCUCUCUCUCUAUAAAUAUAUAAUAUGUAAAUUUGUUUGCUGACUUACAUAAAACAAUGUGGAUUAUGGGUUUGUUUGCUC